Cladocopium goreaui is the source of this 1685-nucleotide messenger RNA. NCBI's taxonomy places the organism in Eukaryota, Dinophyceae, Suessiales, Symbiodiniaceae. The record is from the annotation of a GenBank genome assembly.
GCAUUGAACCUGCAGAGCUCAUGACACAUGGUCAGAAACAGGAGACAGACCAAGAAACGUGCCUUGCACGCAGCGUUUUCGCUGCCAUUUGGGCUGCAACUGGUGCUGAUGAAGCGAAACUGUUUGAUGUGGAUUUGAGCAGUUUGACGAAGCCACCUCUAUGGGAGCCCACCUUUGAGGAGUACUUUCCAGGCUGGCAGAAGAACGAGAUGGGUCUUGGUUCACCAGUUGUGCUGGCAAAGCCUACACGGGAGGAAUUCCUCUUCCAUGCGCGACGGGGCUAUCCGAUCGUCGUAGCUGAUUGGGCGGAGGGCAUGAAAUACACAGGUUGGAGCUGCCAGGAUUUUGCUGAGGCAUUUCCCUUUGGCUACAUGAAGGCUGAGUACAUUGAUGCACUGCCAGGGUUUAACCGCAAGCAGCAUGACAUCAAAGUCAUCGAUGGAGAGCUGCGCUUUAAGCUGGGUUCCUUUAAGCCAGAUGGGAAGACCUGGUGGUACAACUUCUCCCGUCCUGCUUCCAAGCGCUACAAGGAUGAUCCUUUGAAGCCCAAGCAAGGACCCUAUGUGUGGCACGUGAAGGAUGAGCUAAGUGCCAAGGAGAAGAUCAAGGUGCAGGAGCGCUUCGAGGCGCCUGAAUUUCUCCAGGAUCCUCUCAACAAGGCCAAGAUGAAUCGGAGCUUUGAAGUUUGGUUCUCUCCUGGAGCUCACUCCGGUGCAGGUGCCCACAACGAUGGCUAUUGUGAAUCAGUUGUCUCGCUUCAACUCCGAGGGGACAAGCGCUGGCGGAAGAUGAUGCUCCCCAAAAUGUCGUUUCUGGACUCCUUUGAUGAGUUCGAUGGUGGUGUUUACGAGGCCAAGAAAUGGGAGCCGGACUUGGGCUUCUUGAACAGUGCCAAGGGUGCAGUGAUUUGGCCACCUGGAUAUCUUCAUGAGACCUCCACAUUGCCUCCACCAGAUGGAAAGUGUGGCUCUGCAUUGACUCUUCAGUAUGCGUUUCCACAGCCGGUGCAAUUUUUGCGGGCCUUCUUGCCACGUUUAUCGAUGUCUGCAGAAGUCGGACACUGUGUGGCAAUGACAUGGUCUGGCUACGCCACCAUGCAGGUGCGUGGCAUCAUGCCAACUCCCAAGGAAAAGAAAAUGCAGGAGCAGCUGAAGAAGAUUCUGAGUUUGGUGGAUGUGAACCAGGAUGAGGUGAUCACAAUAGAAGAGACCAAGACUUGGUUUGCCAAGACUGAAUCUCUUGCACUGCAACGCUUGGCCGAUCCGGAGUUCUUGCAACACAAGGACCUCUUGAUCUCCUACAUGGCCGAGGACACCGUGGCUUACCACGACAUGAACGACGACAUGAAGAUCUCCAAGCAGGAGCUUUGGGACUCCCUUGUUCAAUGGAACGUGGUGCGGGUUCGAAUGCAUGAGGGGCUGAAGCUUCUAAACCGCGCAGAUCGCCAGGGACUUGAGGCUCUGGAGCAGUCACUGGACUACCUCCGAAGAGAACCUCUGGAGUUGCCGAAAGAUGUGAGGCCAGAGAUGAAGGACAUCUUCCGCCUCGGCAAGGGCACCAAAGUUCUGAAGUCUUUGAAAGGUAUCACCUCUAUCUCGGACUCUGAAUUUUGGGGUCCUGCUCGCGAUGCCGUCGAGGACUUGAUGCGGAAGAAGAACCGUGCUUCACGCUCAAAGGAACUCUGA